GAGCUAUUCUUGGUGGAGAUCAACCGCCAAUGGCACUACGAUUAUCAGGGCAAUUAUUAUUGGGAGUUGUUCGCAUAUAUUCAAGAAAAGCGAAAUAUUUGCUUGAUGAUUGUAAUGAAGCUCUACAUAAAAUUAAGAUGGCAUUUAGGCCAGGUGAAGUUGAUUUAGUUGAAGAACAACGAAUAGCCAAUUUUGAAUCCAUCACAUUACCAGAUAAUAUUACGGAGUUUGAUAUAUUAUUACCAGAUCCCAGCCUUAAUAUCAAGCAAUGGACUGAUAUAACACCAGUUGCAACGUCAAGUUCAUCUAACAUCUCCAGACCUCAAGACAUUACUAUAAGAGAUAAUUUCGAUGUUUCAUUAACAUCAAAUAUUGGGGAUGAUUUACUGGGUGAUGCAUUUGAUAUAGAAGAUGGACGAGGACUAGAUCUUAAUUUGGACGAUGAGUUCGAUCCGAAGACGCUCGGUCAUGAUACCAGAUCCGAAAGUAACGAUGGUUCAGCCGAUAUUGAAAUUGCGAGAGAUGCACAACCCGAACUGUCAAUGACAAUGGAAGAUGUAAUUGGCAGUGAUGAAUCGGUUCAAGAAAUUCUGAGAUUCACCCCGUUGUCUCCACGAAGUCCUGAACAAGAAGUUCAAGAGUUAUUUCAAGAUGAAAUUAUUCAACCUGCAACACCAAAUCGCAGAAAGCGUAAAUUGAUCGUAGAUGAUGUGACUGAAUUGCCAAAUAGACAUAUUGCAAACCAAAUUAAAGAUACUUCUGAUAUUUUGAUCACGCCUUCUUUUCUUCAAGCAUCACGUAAUUUACUGCGCAUCGGGGAGAUUCGACAAACUGGAGCUUCUUAUUACCUUGAUUUAAAUGUUCCGCAUAAUCUCAUGCCACAAUUUCAUCAUCUCUUUGCUCGAAAACGUCUGAGGAUGUCUCCAUCACCACCUCCUGAGGAUUUUACUCAAGAAGAGACUGUUCAAGCUGGUCCAUCCCGAGUUGAUAAUUCAAUAAAUAGAGAAGUUAUUGAACAUGAAAACAAUGAUAAUUGCGGCGAUUUAGACGUUCAAAAUGCAUACGAUAGUCCUAUUUUUGAUCAGGAAUCAACUAAAGCCACGCCAGUAGAAUCAACGUCAGAACAUGAUAUUGAGAAUAACUUUGAAACGUUAUCUCUUCAUGAAAAUGAUUACGAUAAUGCGCAAGAUGUUACUAGUUCUAUUGAUGAUGCAGAGUCGUCAUACAACCGUGGUAUAACUAUUUUUGAUCAAGAUGAGCCACAAGAUCAACAAACCACAGGAAAUGAAUCUGCAUACAGCAAAAAUACGAUUAAAACUAUGCGACUUUUGAAGGAUAAAUGUCGCGGUGAAAUAAGUGAUCGAGCUAAAUCAAAAAGUCCAGCGCAAGUGGUUGUUAGUUAUGAAUCAGUUGUUGGCACGGCUAAACGGCAAGAUGCUGUUAAGUUAUUCUUUGAAUUAUUAGUUUUGAACACUAAAGAUGUUAUCCACGUUAAGCAAAGUAAACCAUAUGGCGAUAUCGAAAUUCUAUGCAAAGACAAAUUAUUCGACUUACUAGAAGAAGGAGUUGUUUAA
Scutellospora calospora is the source of this 1574-nucleotide messenger RNA. Lineage: Eukaryota; Fungi; Glomeromycota; Glomeromycetes; Diversisporales; Gigasporaceae. The record is from the annotation of a GenBank genome assembly.